Messenger RNA from Cornus florida, 652 nucleotides. RefSeq lists its product as uncharacterized. The transcript has 3 exons. The coding region runs from base 99 to 446 and encodes 115 amino acids. The record is from RefSeq and is a predicted model, not a curated record. Gene Ontology annotation, molecular function: phenylpyruvate tautomerase activity. NCBI's taxonomy places the organism in Eukaryota, Viridiplantae, Streptophyta, Magnoliopsida, Cornales, Cornaceae.
GACGAUAAAUCGAUUGAUUUGUUGAAUCGAGUCUACGAGCGAGAGAGACCGAGGAGAAAAGUUUUUGAGUUUUUGUCCGGACCAGCAAUAGCAAGAAGAUGCCUUGCUUGAACCUGUCCACUAACGUGAGCCUGGAGGGCAUUGACACCUCCUCCAUCCUCUCUGAAGCAACCUCUUCCGUUGCCAAGCUCAUCGGAAAACCUGAGGCUUAUGUCAUGAUCGUGCUGAAGGGAUCAGUACCCAUUUCGUUUGGUGGGACUGAACAGCCAGCAGCCUAUGGUGAAUUGGUGUCCAUUGGAGGACUUAACCCUGACGUAAACAAGAAGCUGAGUGCUGCAAUAUCUGCGAUACUUGAAACCAAGUUGUCUGUUCCAAAGUCACGAUUCUUCCUGAAGUUCUAUGACACCAAGGGCUCCAACUUCGGAUGGAAUGGGUCCACUUUCUAAAUUCUGCUUUCCCUUCUGUGUUGUCUUGAACUUUUUAUAAACUGAAUGCCAUGGGUGGAAGCAAUUUACCAUAUGAUAAUUGGCCACUGCAGUUGCUGUGGUAAUACAAUGGAAUAUGUCAUAUAUUUUCUUAGUUUGUGUUAUUAUGGUCCAGACUAUGUGGAAUGCUAUCAGAUGCCUUUCUUAAUUAUUUGUUUGUUUAUAAA